GUACAUAUUGUUUUUGCUCGGAGUAGUUAAUACAACUGUUUUCCUUUUCAUAUUUGGCAUCAGGUUGUGCAAUUUUGUCUGUUCCUUUUGGUGUUAUUAGCAACGCGUUUUGUGUUUAUUGUGCGUUUCGUUUUGCCUUGUGUUUUAACUGUGCAAUAUUAGUGCACUUCACAAUGCGAGCGCUGCGCAAAUCAAAAAAGUCGCAUUCGUGUGUGUGAAAAUUCAAUACAAAUUGCAAAAAGCAAGCGACAACCGAGUAGCAGCAGCAGCGCAAAAGUGAAAAAUGUGCUUGGUGGAGCAUGCGGAAAAUAAGCAUAAGCUCUCGACCACAAACACACUAAAACAACAAACAACACGGUCGUCUUCCCUAGCAUUUUGCUCCAAAACCAAUACUGGCGUCCUCGAUAUAAGCACGCAACACCAACAACUACAACAACAACAUCAACAUCAGAGCCUGCUUUGUAACAGCACAACGCCCACAUUUAACGCCAAAUAUAGGCGAAAAUGCUUACUGCUGCUGUCGCUGCUGCUAUUUCAUGGCUGCUUCAGCGGCUUACAUAGCGCCAGCGCCUACAAUUGCACUACAAAUCCUUGCCAGAACGAUGGCCAGUGCCUGGAUGGGCAGUGCAUCUGCGCCGAAGGCUGGCAGGGACCUGCCUGUCAGUUCUGUGGCGGAAAAGUGCGGAUGUACCAUCCCAUGGGCACCAUACACGAUGGCUGGGGCAACUAUUCGGUGAGCGUCAAAUGCAGCUGGUUAAUUGAUGCACAUCAUCCCCACUGGGGUCGCCGUCACAAUUCGAACCCGUCGCGUGCCGCCAAUAUACGCAUUCAUCUGCGUGAAUUUGCCACAGAAUGCGGCUGGGAUCAUUUGUAUAUAUACGAUGGCGAUAGCGUUGAUUCGCCGCUACUCGCGGUCUUCAGCGGCCUCAUGUACCGGGGCAACUUUUCCAUACGCCGUGUGCCGCAGGUCAUCGCUAGAUCGGGCACAGCGCUCCUCCAUUUCUUCAGCGACGAUGCAUACAACAUGUCCGGCUUCAAUCUGACGUACAAAAUGAACGGGUGUCCCACGGAUAGUGAUGAUGUGGAGUGCUCCGGCCAUGGAACGUGCAGUGAUGGUGACUGCCUGUGCGAUCCCAUGUACAGAGGGGAGGCCUGCAAUGUGGCCGCCUGUCCGAAUAACUGCUCAGAGGCGCGGGGUUACGGCAUUUGCAAGAUAGAGCAGGAGCGCUGUGAAUGCAAUGAUGGUUAUGGCGGCGACGAUUGCAGCCAGCUGCGGGCACACGGCGUUUGGAGUACGGUACAUCCGAAGCACUCGGUGGCGCCAUCGGGCAGCGCAUCACACGGCGCCGCAGUUUGGCGUGACACACUGCACAUCAUUGGUGGCGAAUCGUAUGGGCGUGGCGAGCUAAUGAGCACCUACGAUUUCAAUGGCAAUGUGUGGGAGACAAUGCAUCCGGAGGAUGGCAGUGCCACGCCCGAGAAACGCUAUGGCGCCUCCACAGUGAUGUAUGGCGAUAAGAUAUUCAUGUACGGCGGCGUCAUUAAAUCUCAGGGCAUUACCAACGAGCUGUGGGCGUUCGAUGUGUCCGCCAAAACGUGGGAGAACAUCACCGUCAAGACGGACACAUGCAACAGCACGUAUUUCAUGUGCGGGCCCCUGCGUGUGGCGGGGCAUACGGCGACUCUGGUGCCAGGUUUCGGGGAUAAAAACAAUUAUCAGUAUAUGGUGGUAAUAUUUGGGCAUUCGCCACAGUAUGGCUAUCUCAAUACCGUACAGGAAUUCAACUUUGCCACACGCGAAUGGAAGAUCGUCCAGACCUACGGCUAUGUGGUUAAGGGUGGCUACGGGCACAGCGCAGCCUACGAUCUGCUGACCGAAAAGCUUUAUAUUUAUGGCGGCAUUGUGUCCGAGAGUGAUGCCAGCCAGGUUUUGAGCUCCCGUCUGUUUGCCUACGAGCCGUCAACGCGCAUCUGGACACUAUUGUCGUCGGCGCCCAGUGCACGGCUGCUGCAUACGGCCAACUUUGUCAAUCCCGGUCUGAUGAUGGUCUUUGGCGGUAACACGCACAACGACACCUCGCAAAGCUAUGGCGCCAAGUGCUACAGUCAGGAUUUACUCAUCUACGAUGUCUAUUGCGAUUCGUGGCAUAUGCAUGUAAUGCCCGCACAUCUGCAGGCGGAUCUGGCUCGGUUUGGCCACAGCUCGGUGGUGUUUGAGGAUGCGCUUUACAUAUUUGGCGGCUUUAAUGGCCAGCUGCUGAACGAUAUGCUGCGCUAUGAGGCCGGACAGUGCAGUUUCUAUACCAAGCAGGAGAAAUGCACCAGCGCCCGACCCGGCGUCAAGUGCAUUUGGGAUGUACAGCUGAUGCGCUGCAUCAACAUAAUGCGCGUACAACGCUUGGCCAUUUAUGGACGGGAGCAGUACGAUUAUGUGGCCUGCCCGUCAAAGAGCCGAAAUACCAUGACCUCGGAGCAUCUACAUCAUGUACUACGCUGCCAGGAGAUAAACACCUGUCAUUCGUGUGUUUCGACCGUCUUUGACUGCACCUAUUGCGGCAACGGUGUGUGCAGCAAGGAGCGCUGCCGUGAGACCACCUCGGUGGCAUCCAUAUUCUUUACGGACUCUUCAAUCUCCACACAGCAUGGUCGUCAGCAGCCGGCUAUAACGGUGCCGCCGCCACUGAACGUCAAGCGACUGGAAAGCUGCCCCGCUACCGAGGAUAGUCUGGUGCAAUCCAAAUGCGAGCAGCUGCACAGCUGCCGCGCCUGCAUGGCGAAUGCGGCAUGCAAAUGGGAUGCGGAACCGAAUCGCUGCCGCAGUCACAUAUCCGCCUCGGGCACACCCUACAAUCGCAGCAGCCACGACGAGAGCCUAUGCCGGCCAACGUGCUCCACACAAACGAAUUGUCACAAUUGCACGGAGGAUGAGUGCAUCUGGUGCCAGAACGAACAGCGCUGCGUCGAUCGGAAUGCGUAUACGGCCAGCUUCCCAUAUGGCCAGUGCCGUGAAUGGACAACUUUUACGUCCAAAUGCCGCUCGGCGCCAAUAACAGCGCUGAGCGUGGGCAGCACCACAGCGCUGUCGAGUGCACAGUGCGGCUACUAUAAUAGCUGCCAGCAGUGCUUGGAUGAUCCGGCGUGCGGCUGGUGCGACAACGGCUCCAACACCGGCUUGGGCAAAUGUGUUGUUGGCGGCGCGUUGUCGCCGUACGAUCAGACCGAGUGUGCAUUGAAACACUGGUUCUUUACGUCAUGUCCACGCUGCAAUUGCAAUGGACAUUCGUCUUGCAAUGAUCAGGAGCACUGCGAGCAGCCGUGCAGCAAUCUAACGAUCGGUGCACACUGCGAGAAAUGCCGCACUGGAUACUGGGGCAAUGCGAUCAAUGGCGGUGAAUGCCAGCGCUGCGAGUGCAAUAAUCAGGGCGACUAUUGUCAUCCGGAUACGGGGAAAUGCUAUUGCAACACCAAGGGCAUUGUGGGUGAUCAUUGCGAGAAAUGCGAUUCACAGAAUCAUUAUAUUGGUGACCCGUUGCGCGGCUCCUGCUAUUAUGAGCUAACCAUUGACUAUCAAUUCACAUUCAAUUUGUCCAAGAAGGAGGAUCGUCAUUUUACGCAAAUCAAUUUUCGUAAUUCGCCGGCGAAGCCGGAAAUUGAUGCGGACUUUACCAUUACGUGCAGUGUGCCAGCCAAAAUGGACAUUUCGGUGAAGCGUGCCGGCUUCCCGGAACGCCUUAUUUUGGUGGGCAUCAACUGUUCGACGUUCCGGCAUCGUUUCGCCAAAACCGAAUAUCCCUUUGGUCAAUCCGCAGAUGACAAUAGUUCGCUGACAACGUUCUAUGUGUUUGUGCAUGACUUUCAGCCGCCCAUUUGGAUACAGAUUGCCUUCUCGCAAUAUCCCAAGCUCAAUCUACAGCAGUUCUUCAUUACCUUCUCCUCCUGUUUUCUGCUGCUCCUCCUCAUGGCCGCGGUGCUAUGGAAAAUCAAGCAGAAGUAUGACAUGUUCCGGCGACGUCAGCGUCUGUUUGUCGAAAUGGAGCAAAUGGCCAGCCGGCCAUUCUCACAGGUUUUGGUUGACAUUGAACCCCGCGAUACAAUUGAUUUGAGCCUGACGCUGGGGGGCGUCAGCAACAUGUCCAAGAAACGUAAAAAGGAGUGUCCCAGUCCCAUUGCCCUGGAGCCCUGCAAUGGCAAUCGAGCCGCAGUGCUCUCGCUUCUAGUCCGGCUGCCCACGGGUGGCCUAUCGCACGCGCCUGCCGGUCAAGCGGCAGGACUGGCCGUGGCGAGCGCUUUAGUCACGCUUGGGAAUCCGCGUCGGCCGUCAGUCGAGCAGCAUCCCAAGGAGCCAAAACCGAAACGCAAGCAGAGCCAGCAUCCAGACAGUUGUACAUAAUGAAAUACAGUUUACACGCGAUAAUAAUUAUGAUGAUGAUGAUGGAUGAUAGUGUGUACAAUUAGAUGAUAGAACCCUAGCGAAUAUGCUCCAGAUUUUCUUUAUCUAUAUAACACACACACAAACACACACGCGCAGCUAGUAAGUUGAUAAUCCGCAGCUAUUAAUACUUUAAUGCAAUUAGUCUAAUAAACCCUUAAAUGAGCGAUACGAGAGUACGAUGCAAAUAAUAAUAAUAAUAAUAUUAAAAUUAUAAUAAUUAAAUGAUUAUUAAUAAUAACAUGAUAAUUUUUAGCAAAAGGACAUAUUUAUAUACGAGUUAUAUACAAUUUGAUAUAGUUGAUAGGUCGUCUGUAGCGUUGCAAUUAGUUGUAAAUGUUUUAUUUAUUAUUUAUACAGUAAAAUGAAAACUAAUUUUUAGCAGCUACAGCUUCAAUUUUUAUUUUAUAUAUAAAUAUGGCUUAAGUGUGUUGUUAGAAUUUAUUUAUGCAAUUAAUUAUGUGUUUUUUUAUUGCGUUUUUGCUAGUUACCACAAAAAAAGACAUUUUAUUCAUUUUAGCAAAAGCCGUAAAGAAAAGUGAUCUUUUAACACAUUUGAGAAAACAAAAACAAAUUGAUGAAUGUGUGCAAAAAUCUGCUUAAUACUGUGUUCAUACAAAAUAACAAUACACUCAACAACAAAAAAAGAAAGAAAAAACAACAACAAAUAAAUAAAAGUAUUUUGUUUCUGUGCAAAUAUUUACAACAAAGAGCAAAGAACGAACAAGAGCAUGAACAUGUGUCUGUAAAUAUAUACCAUAAAUAAAUAUAUAUACAUAUAUUCUAUACGUAAAUUAUGCAGCCUAUAUAUGUAUAGUACAUAGAGCAAAACGCGCCCAAAACAAAUCAGUUAUGUAAUUUAGUGUAUGCAACAAAAUUGUAUUAAUAAAUAUAAAUAAAAAAUUACAAAAUUUUC
Messenger RNA from Drosophila montana, 5345 nucleotides. RefSeq names its product attractin-like protein dsd (gene dsd). NCBI's taxonomy places the organism in Eukaryota, Metazoa, Arthropoda, Insecta, Diptera, Drosophilidae. The record is from RefSeq and is a predicted model, not a curated record. Gene Ontology annotation, molecular function: protein binding. Gene Ontology annotation, cellular component: Golgi apparatus. The coding region runs from base 284 to 4390 and encodes 1368 amino acids. The transcript is spliced from 8 exons.